This is a messenger RNA of Culex pipiens pallens (northern house mosquito), 1596 nucleotides long. RefSeq names its product spindle assembly abnormal protein 6 homolog (gene Sas-6). NCBI's taxonomy places the organism in Eukaryota, Metazoa, Arthropoda, Insecta, Diptera, Culicidae. The coding region runs from base 96 to 1529 and encodes 477 amino acids. The record is from RefSeq and is a predicted model, not a curated record. The transcript is spliced from 4 exons. Gene Ontology annotation, biological process: centriole replication. Gene Ontology annotation, cellular component: centriole; centrosome.
CCCGCAUCGGCAAAGUUUGAAAACAACAAACCAACUGUCGGUUCGCGAAGCACGCAAUCAUCUCGGAAGAUCGCUAGAACCUGCUACGAACCCGGAUGGACAGCUACUUCAUCGACCCGCAGCGCCGCCGCGGGGCCAAGCAGAUCUUCCCGGCGCACCAGCUGGUCGUUUGCACCGACAGUUACGGCAUCCGGACGCAGCUCAAGUUCAACGUCGUGGUGGAGAAGAUGGACCUGCAGAAUCUGAUUCAAAUUCGCUUGACGGAGAGUGCCGACCAGUCGAAGAUGUUUGUGAGCACGAUCGACAACGCAAGUUACGAGCAGAUGCGCGCCGAACAGUCGCUACACGUUACGUUCCAGGGGUUUGUGGACCAUUUGACCAAGAUUCUGGAGCGGUGCAAGCGCGAGGAACUGCACAUGAGUCUGGUGAAGGAUGACAGCGUGCACCUGUUGCAGUUUUUCGAGAAGAGCUCGUUUAAGAACUUGACGCACCUGUUUCUGCAGAUUCAGGUGGCGUCGACGGAAACGGUGCUGUUUCACAUCAAUUUGGCGCUGCAAACGCUGCAGGACCAGGCGGCGGGGUACGCGGGCCAGGUGGCGAAGUACCAGUCGGAACUGACGGGGCGGGACGACGCGAUUCACAGACUGCAGGGCGAGGUGAGGGCGUUGAACGGGAGGUUGGUGGAGCAGGAGAAUUUGGUUUUUAACAGGAAUACUGAGGAGGUGAACCGGCUUCAGCAGACGAUUAAGCAUGUCAAUGAGUCGAAGGAGCUGGAGGAGAAGCGACUGAAGACGAUUAUUUCGGGGAUGCAGGAGAAGAUUGACCAGCAGAACAAGGAGUUGCUGGCGGGGACGGAGAAGAUUAUGCACGAUUCCAAGCGAUAUGAAGCCCUCAGAGAGGACAACAUGAAGCUCAAGUCCCACAACAACCAGCUGCGCGAGGAAGCCGACCGGUACAAAUCGGACCUCCAGGCCUAUCAAAGUCGCGACGGAAGACACGAAUCCGCGAUCGUCGAGCUGCGCCGGCAGCUGAUCGAUCUGCAGAGCAAGCUAAAAAUCACGGAGAAGCAAAAGUCCGAGCUCGAGGCGGAGCUGGAGGCCGAGCGGAACAUUUGCCAGACCAAGAAGAACGCGCUCCAGCUGACGGCGGACGAAAUUUCCAACGCCAACGUCAUGAUCGCAAACUUGAACAAGGAGGUGAUGAAACUCAAGAGCAAGGUCGAACUGCGCACGGAGAUUGCAAUGCGACAGGAGAAGCUGAUUCAGGACAAGGAAAAGGAGUACAACGAACUGCAGGGCACGGUGCGGCAGAUUCAGCAGGAACACACCAAGAACAGGGUGGCCAGCGAAGAGUACGCGCAGACGGUGCGCCGGAUCAAGGAAACUUCGGACGCGAUCGAGGAGAAAUAUCGGAAAAAAAUCAACGACCUGAUCGUGAAGGUGUCCCAGAACCAGAACGCCGAACCGGUUUCCGUGCUGAACAAUCAGUUCCCCAAUCGAUACCUUCGGCCACAUAAUCGGAUAGAAUAACUCUCAUUUAAUUAUCGCAUUCCAGAUUGUACAGUUAGCAAAAGUAUCGUGAAAAUUAUAUUUAAAA